CACACACACCCCACACACACACAUAUUCCUCCUCUGUUGUGUUUUUUGCGCAUCACAAACUGAACGCUGUCGACACUGAUGGAGGAAAAUAAAGAAAACAUUCAUUAUAUACAGGAAGUCUGUUUUCUGAUUUAUGUAACAAACACAAAAAUGUAGCUAGAAAUGUAAAUAUUGUUGAGACGUAGAUUAAAAAAAGGCAACAAAAACAUUUGAUGGGAUUAUUGUGAAAUGGGAAUCUAACCAAUGCGUAAAGAAUACAAAUUAAACGCCUGAGCGUAAUGAUGCGCAAGGCUGCGUUAUGAAUCCCAGUGAUCACCCUCACUAGCCACAGGCUCUGAAUGAACAUGAUAUUGUCUGUUUCAUUCCUCACUCUGACAUUAUCUUUUUUUUUCUUCUUUUUUUUAACCUUGGGGGCAGCAGGGCCGUUUGUUUUCUGCGCAGUUGUGUCAUUUCGCUGCGUAAAGCCGCCUUAACGCGCUCCAACGUUAAACCGGGCUGUGCGUCUGUCCGCAUAUCCGCUGCGCACACUUUGUGCGACAUAAAGAAGGCGCAUACAGGGGAGGAAGGAAGGAAGGAGGGAAGGACAGAAGGGAAGAAGGAAGGGAGCGUCGAAACGUUUCAGGACGCGCAGCAAAAUUUUAAAAAAGGGUCAAAAUGUUGAUAUUGUGUUUGAAAAGGGAGGCGCUGAGCUCUCCUUUCCGCCCGAUUGGCCGGACUUGACAGUGAUUGACGUGCUUCCAUGGCAACCGCUCAGCCAAUCUGCCAAGUCCAAUAGGAAAUCAUCGGAGGGGGCUUGACUAGCUUUUUCUCUCCCCCCUCCUCACCCCUCCCUUAAAAAUACAUCUCAGCUCCGGCUUUAAUUCUUCCCUGCAUUCAGUCCCAGGCUACCUUGAAAAAUACACCGCCGCUCGGGCUUUAAAGGCUCCAGCAUCUUCGGUCAAGUUCACCGCGGCGGAGUGAGGAUGCGGUAGCCGAGGCCCCGCGCAGCAUCGUCCCUCCUCAGCGGCGCUUCCCUCGGCUGCUCAGACGGGUUGGUCCGCUAACUUUGGGAUUUGCCUUGGUUUUUCUUUUUUUUUCUUCUUAUUCUUCUUCUUUCUUUUUUUCUUUUUGGGGUGCCUUGGAUUGCCUCGGCGCACGGAGAGAAGACGAGGAGGAAAGAGAGAGAGAGGAAAAGAGAGAGAGAGCGAGAGAGAGAGAGAGGGGAGGGGGAGAGUGGAAACCCAGGAGAAGCCUCCAUGUUUCAGCUGCCCAUCCUGAAUUUCAGCCCGCAGCAGGUCGCCGGGGUCUGCGAGACUCUGGAGGAGAGCGGCGACAUCGAGCGCCUCGGCCGCUUCCUCUGGUCGCUGCCCGUCGCGCCGGCGGCCUGCGAGGUCCUCAACAAGAACGAGUCGGUGCUGAGGGCCCGGGCCGUGGUCGCCUUCCACACCGGCAAUUUCCGCGAACUCUACCACAUCCUGGAGAACCACAAGUUCACCAAAGAGUCGCACACGAAGCUGCAGGCGCUGUGGCUGGAAGCGCACUACCAGGAGGCUGAGAAGCUGCGGGGCCGCCCGCUGGGGCCCGUGGACAAAUACCGGGUCCGGAAGAAGUUCCCGCUGCCCAGAACCAUCUGGGACGGAGAGCAGAAGACCCACUGCUUCAAGGAGAGAACCCGGCACUUGUUGAGAGAGUGGUACCUGCAGGAUCCGUACCCGAACCCCAGUAAAAAGAGGGAGCUAGCACAGGCUACUGGACUCACACCCACACAGGUGGGAAACUGGUUUAAGAACCGGAGACAAAGAGACAGAGCGGCGGCUGCGAAGAACAGGCUACAGCAGCAGGUUCUCUCCGGCGGCUCGGUUCGCUCCUUGGCGGAUGAGGACGGCACGGUGGACCGCCUGGGGAACUCCUCCAGCCCGGAGGCCAGCCUGUCCAGCAAGGCGGCCGCCUCGGCCAUCUCCAUCACCUCCAGCGACAGUGAAUGUGACAUCUGAGCAGCGCGAACUGACCGAUUAAAGGGGGAAAAGACAAUCCAAUAAAACAAGUAACAGUGCCUGCUUCGAGUUAAAACACACACACACACACACACACACACACACACACACACACACACACACAC
This is a messenger RNA of Xiphophorus hellerii (green swordtail), 2098 nucleotides long. It is a transcript of the gene six6a, whose product is annotated as SIX homeobox 6a. Bases 1236 to 1973 code for a protein of 245 amino acids. Gene Ontology annotation, biological process: eye development; regulation of transcription by RNA polymerase II. The transcript has 2 exons. Gene Ontology annotation, cellular component: nucleus; transcription regulator complex. NCBI's taxonomy places the organism in Eukaryota, Metazoa, Chordata, Actinopteri, Cyprinodontiformes, Poeciliidae. Gene Ontology annotation, molecular function: RNA polymerase II cis-regulatory region sequence-specific DNA binding; DNA-binding transcription factor activity, RNA polymerase II-specific. The record is from RefSeq and is a predicted model, not a curated record.